This is a messenger RNA of Folsomia candida, 1064 nucleotides long. RefSeq names its product cell wall protein DAN4. NCBI's taxonomy places the organism in Eukaryota, Metazoa, Arthropoda, Collembola, Entomobryomorpha, Isotomidae. Bases 63 to 725 code for a protein of 220 amino acids. The transcript is spliced from 3 exons. The record is from RefSeq and is a predicted model, not a curated record.
CAAAAAAUUAACCUAACUAAAAUUUAGGAAUUAAAAAUUUACAACAUAAGUAUUCAUUAGCCAUGUAUUUUUCUUGGGUCAUUUUUUCCUGCCUACUUGCAGUACAUGCUUCACCCAUCGAGGUGAACAAUAAUGCAGUAAGGUCGGCUAGAAAUGUAAAGUUCCCCACAACGUUUGACAUUCCUACAUCAACUUCGUCCGGAACCACGUCCAGCCAAGGGUCGACGGCAUCUUCGACCACGUGGUCCUCCCGAGCCCCCACCUCGACUCAAGGUUCCUCCACGACUCGAAGGUGGUCAACUUGGUCAACUAGGGCACCAACUUCGUCCUCCUCUUCCACUCAGCCAGCAACGUCCACGUGGCAACCAACCUCAUCCAGCCAAGCACCCACAUCGUCGUCAUCUACUACCCAACGGUCAACCUGGUCCACGUGGUCGACACGUGCCCCAACUUCUUCUCAGGCACCAACUUCCACCACGUCGGGAUCAACUUCGACCUGGAUUCCCACCUCAACCACGCAGGCGACCACGUCAACUCAAGAAUCGUCCACAGAUGGCGGACAAACUUCGUCGACGUCCACCUUUCCAACGACGACUCAAGGCUCAUCGUCGACAUCCUUUGAGACCACCACGACCGGAAAUAACCGGACGAGCAGUACGCAAAAUCCAAUCUGCACCAUCUUCCCGGAUUCUCCAUUCUGUAAGUUGUACCGAAUCAUGGAAUAAUCCGAUUAUUUUGACGAAAAUAAAUUUAACAAACGCUUAACAUCCUAAGAAACUAUGUUUUCAUCGAAAUAAAUAAUGAAAAUUAUGUAUCUGGGAAAUAGUAAACAAACUUAAAGGCGGAAUGCUUCAUAAUCUGAAUUGUUUAGGUUUAAACUUUUAUUCAAAUGUUGAAUUUAUUUAAUCAUAUUAUUAAAGGCGUACUUAACAUGACUUGAAAUAUUUCAAAACUGUUUAAAAGUAUUCUUAGAUAAUACCUUGCAUGCAAAAUCUUAUUUAAAAGUUCAUGGAGUUAAAAUUCCGAAAAUUGAUAUUGAAAUAAAAGGUCCUACAUAGUUUAAA